GGAGGUUUGAAGAGUAUCAAAGCAGCAGAACCGCUUGCUGGCUACGGGAUGGAAAAGGUUAGCUUGGCGCCAGAGUUUGUCAGUCGAUUUAACCCUAUUGCCCGCAGAACAAGACUACCAUAGGCAGUGCUGCACUGAAAACCAAACAGUACAUCAGGAUAGCCUACAUUUGUUUUUUUGCUGGGGCUGUAUAGUACGAGAGGGUCCAUCGAAUCUAUCGUAUGGUAUUAUCGUAGCAAUUAAAGGCAAAAUGUGGUACUCAAAGUUAGGCUUUGUGAGGUGACUUAACUGGUAAGGGAAAGGCACUUAGGCUACACACGACACUCACCUACUCUUCGCAAACUUGGGGUAAGCUAUACCCUACCCGUGCUCAUCUGUGGAGCGCGCGCAUCGCAACGCCUCUGCAGUACGGAUCUUGUAACGGGACACUCCGCUUGUAUCAUUUUCUCUCUUCGUAUUUUGAAGACUUUUUAAUCGCGUUUACAGGUUGGGACACUGUGGAUCCCGUGGAUACAACAUGUAGCAUCUGGUAUUUUUCGGUGAGAAUGACUGAUGUUGAUUGUUCAAACGGACUGAGAACUAGAGAGCUGUUCUCUUCACUCAUAUGUGUCUGCAUGACGCCACCAGCCUGGGACCCGCUUGAUCCUUCUGCAGAGCCUGAAGGGACUCACCUGAUCCCCAGCCCCGGGAUGCCCAACAUCAAGACCAGCCACUGAGCUCCCAGUGUGACCAGCCCAGCCGGCCACCCACCCCGAUGCCACCAUGCCUAUCAUCAGCAAUGCAAACCACGACUUCAGCAACCUCUCGGCCAGCGAUGAUAGCAGCCUCGAUGCCAUCUUCACCCAGAUCCCCGAGACGGAGACGGUCAAGGGUGUCUACUACCAGAGGGCCCAGUUCAUCAGACGACCAGAGGACCUACUGUCAGUGGACCACGGUCUACUAGCGGUCAUCAAUGUGGGAGGCAACCGCUACACCUUUCCCUGGAGCACGCUGGAGCAGUUUCCCUUGACCCGGCUGGGACGGCUCUGUGGCCUCAGCAGCCCAGAGGAGAUUGCCGGCGUGUGUGACGACUACGACGAGACACGGCGAGAGUUCUUCUUUGACCGCAGCCCCUCGGCCUUCCGCGUCAUCCUCAACUUCCUGGCAGCGGGGAAGCUGCGCAUGCUGAGGGAGAUGUGCGUGCUGUCACUACAUGAUGAGCUGCUCUACUGGGGCGUAGAGAUGACCUACAUGGAGCGCUGCUGCAAGAGGAAGAUGUACACGCGCAUUGAGGAGAUGAAGGAACACGAGCGGCAGGAGGAAGAGCAAAGGCAGAGGCACGCCAUGCUGCGCCCCCCAGUUGAGGAGACACGCUAUCGCAAGUUCAUGAACCAGCUGAGGGAUAUGGUUGAGAAUCCCCAGUCUGGCCUGCCAGGAAAGAUCUUUGCCUGCCUGUCGGUGGUGAUGGUAGCAGUGACCGUCAUCAGCCUGUGUAUCAGCACCAUGCCGGACCUCAGGGAAGAGGAGGACAGGGGUGAGUGUUCUCAGAAGUGUCGCCAUAUGUUCAUCGUGGAGACGGUGUGCGUGGCCUGGUUCUCCCUGGAGUGGAUCCUGCGCUUCAUUCAGGCUCGCAGCAAGCUGGAGUUCAUCCGCGGGCCCCUCAACGUCAUCGACGCCAUGGCCAUCCUGCCCUACUAUGUGUCCCUGGUGGUGGAUGAGGAUGAUCCGGCCCUGGACCAUGAGAAGGCCGGGGGGACCAGCUACCUGGACAAGCUGGGCCUGGUGCUUCGGAUCCUGAGGGCCCUGAGGAUCCUGUAUGUGAUGAGGCUAGCCCGUCACUCUCUGGGCCUGCAGACCCUGGGCCUGACGGUGAGGAAGAGCACCAGAGAGUUUGGCCUUCUGCUGCUCUUCCUGUGUGUGGCCGUCACCCUCUUCUCCCCGCUGGUUCACCUGGCCGAGAGCGAGCUGACCGGAGCCCAGGACUUCAGCAGCAUACCCGCCUCUUAUUGGUGGGCCAUCAUCUCCAUGACGACAGUGGGCUACGGCGACAUGGUGCCACGCAGCAUCCCGGGCCAGGUGGUGGCGCUGAGCAGCAUUCUGAGUGGCAUCCUCAUCAUGGCCUUCCCUGCCACCUCCAUCUUUCACAUGUUCUCUAAGAGCUACCAGGAGCUCAAGCAGGAGCACAACCGCCUGUUCAAAGAGGAGUGUGCGGCUGCAGCGGCCCUGGCGGCAACCAGCAGGGAAGGUCAGGAGGGGAGCGAGGAGUUCCCUCCCCCAGGGCUGCGCCACAUGUGCCCAGACACGGAGAGCACUCGCUCUCUGGAGUCCCUGUCCCUUCUUGAGAACGGUGGCGUGGUCUCAGGGAAUAACCAGCAUAGCCACAGCCCCAGGCUGCCAGCUGGAGCCUUCUAGACAGUCAGACAGGCCUCACCUGCCCCGGCCCACAGACCUCACAGCACACUAGGAACAGGGAGGCCUCAGCAGGCUUACUAAUCACAGACUUAAUAGAAGAUGCAGUAAAAGAUCCAAUCCAAAGUCAUUUUUUCCAUGGCUGUCUUUAUCUUUGAAAAUAUUGCGUAGCUCACCCACAACAUAAUUGUUUUAAUUUUAGUCUCAAUCUCUAUCCGAGAUCAGAAUGUGCAGACCUGGGCCAAUGGAAGCCAUAGCCAUCUGUCUACCCUAGACCCAUCUGUACUGAGCUCAACGCUGAUUUGAUUUCUGAGAGGCUUUGAAAGCUGUACUUAAAAAAUAUCUCAGAUGGAUGGUUCCGACUCUCCCAUGCUGAAUAAACCCUCUCUCUUUCUCCCUUUGCAACAAAUGCAAAGACACACACAGACUAACACUGGAUUUGGCUGCUUGAGUGUCUGGAGUCAUGGACACGGAGUUAUUUGCCACUCCACCACGUCUUCCGUCGCGACCAGCAGGAAGAGGAUAUUGGACGAGCAGUGAUCGUAGUCUUUUUAUAAUCUUCAGGAGACAGAAAGCCAUCUGCAUAGAAUGAACUUUGUAAGGCUCCAAAUCAAAACACAAGUAAUCUCAACUACGCAGUUGUCGUAGUUUUUUGUCUUUCUGGGAAGAUAUAUCCUAUCUUUUUCCCUGAAAAGAUCAAUCAGAGAGGGUAUGUGCCGGGUUGAAACAUUAGUCUGUGUAAGUGCGAUAAAGCUGCCAAGACGCAGCAUCAUAUGAUGCAAAAUGCAUCAAUACCAGCUGUAUUUCUGUGUUUUGAAAGUUAUAUAUCUUGAAAACUUGAUUGCUGACAUACAAAACAUUUUGGGACUAUAUCAACAAUGGACUGAUGAAAUAAAUACCAAAAGAUAGUUGUUGUUUCUUUCUUUAAGGGCCCUACACACCCUACAUGAACAGCCUACUUAAACAGAGUGAUGGAGCAUCAUUAAUUCAACCUUUAUUUGUCACAUGUGCCGAAUACAAGUGUAGACCUUACCAUGAAAUGCUUACACACAAGCCCUUAACCAACAGUGCAGUUCAAGAAGAGUUAAGAAAAUAUUUACUAAAUAAACUCAAGUAAAACAAAUUAUAAAAAGUAACACAAUAACAACAAUAACGAGGCUAUAUACAGGGGGUACCGGUACUGAGUCAGUGUGCAGGGGUACAGCUUAGUCGAGGUAAGUUGUACAUGUAAGUAGGGAUGAAGUGACUAUGCAUAGAUAAUAAACAGCGAGUAGCAGCAGUGUACAAAACAAAUGGAGGGGGGGACGUCAAUGUAAUGGUCCAGUCAUGUAUUUUGGUACAUUCCAAAAUCUUUGCCGCACAAAAGUACAUACAGUUGAAGUCGGAAGUUUACAUACCCUUAGGUUGUUUACAUACCCUUAACAAACUGUAGUUUUGGCAAGUCGGUUAGGACAUCUACUUUGUGCAUGACACAAGUAAUUUUUCCAACAAUUGCUUACAGACAGAUUAUUUCACUUCUAUUUACUGUAAACUUCCAAAAUAAUUAACUUUUUACUACUUUAAUACACAGUUGAAGUCGGAAGGUUACAUCCACCUUAACCAAACACAUUUAAACUCAGUUUUUCACAAUUCCUGACAUUUAAUCAGAGUAAAAAUGCCCUGUUUUAGGUCCGUUAGGAUCACCAAUUUAUUUUAAGAAUGUGAAAUGUCAGAAUAAUAGUAGAGAGAAUUAUUUUAUUUUAACUUUUAUUUCUUUCAUCACAUUCCCAGUGGGUCAGAAGUUUACAUACACUCAAUUAGUAUUUGGUAGCAUUGCCUUUAAAUUGUUUACCCUGGGUCAAACGUUUUGGGUAGCCUUCCACAAGCUUCCCACAAUAAGUUGGGUAAAUUUUGUCCCAUUCCUCCUGACAGAGCUGGUGUAACUGAGUCAGGUUUGUAGGCCUUCUUCCACAAAUGUUCAAUAGAUUUGAGGUCAGGGCUAUGUGAUGGCCUCUCCAAUACCUUGACUUUGUUGUCCUUAAGCCAUUUUGCCACAACUUUGGAAGUAUGCUUGUGGUCAUCGUCCAUUUGGAAGGCCCAUUUGCGACCAAGCUUUAACUUCCUGACUGAUGUCUUGAGAUGUUGCUUCAAUAUAUCCACAUAAUUUUCCUCCCUCAUAAUGCCAUCUAUUUUGUGAAGUGCACCAGUCCCUCCUGCAGCAAAGCACCCCCACAACAUGACGCUGCCACCCCCGUGCUUCACGGUUGGGAUGGUGUUCUUCGGCUUGUAAGCCCCCCCCUUUUCCCUCCAAACAUAACAAUGGUCAUUGUGGCCAAACAGUUCUAUUUUUGUUUCAUCAGACCAGAGGACGUAUCUCCAAAAAGUAUGAUCUUUGUCCCCAUGUGCAGUUGCAAACCGUAGUCUGGAUUUUUUAUGGUGGUUUUGGAGCAGUGGCUUCUUCCUUGCUGAGCGGCCUUUCAGGUUAUGUCUAUAAAGGACUCGUUUUACUGUGGAUAUAGAUACUUUUGUACCUGUUUCCUCCAGCAUCUUCACACGGUCCUUUGCUGUUGUUCCGGGAUUGAUUUGCACUUUUCGUACCACAGUACAUUCAUCUCUAGGAGACAGAACGCGUCUCCUUCCUGAGUGGUAUGACGGCUGCAUGGUCCCAUGGUGUUUAUACUUGCGUACUAUUGUUUGUACAUAUGAACGUGGUACCUUCAUGCGUUUGGAAAUUGCUCCCAAGGAUGAACCAGACUUGUGGAGGUCUACAAUUCUUUUUCUGAGGUCUUGGCUGAUUUCUUUUGAUUUUCCCAUGAUGUCAAGCAAAGAGGCACGGAGUUUGAAGGUCAGCCUUGAAAUACAUCCACAGGUACACUUCCAAUUGACUCAAAUUAUGUCAAUUAGCCUAUCAGACGCUUCUAAAGCCAUGACAUCAUUUUCUGGAAUUUUCCAAGCUGUUUAUUGGCACAGUCAACUUAGUGUAUGUAAACUUCUGACCCACUGGAUUUGUGAUACAGUGAAUUAUAAGUGAAAUAAUCUGUCUGUAAACAAUUGUUGGAACAAUUACUUGUGUCAUGCACAAAGUAGAUGUCCUAACCGACUUGCCAAAACUAUAGUUUGUUAACAAGAAAUUGGUGGAGUGGCUGAAAGACGAGUUUUAAUGACUCUAACCUAAGUGUAUGUAAACUUCCGACUUCCACUGUAGACAACGAUGCUCAUUCACUGUGUUUGUGUAGUUUCCGAAAAGUGUGUAGGGGCCUUUACCUAUACAAAUCAUUAAUGUAGCAUUACUCUGUAGGCAGACAUCCUCUGUGGCUUUUCUUAAUACUUAUCUUUACAUACAUUAUAAAGAUCACAUCCUCCAAGCCCAAGGUCAUCUAGCAUGAAUGAAGCAGCAUGGCCAUAGCUUUGUUUUGACCUCGCUACCACUCUUUAAUAACCUGAUAUCUUUGUGGCAGCACCUACCUCCUCACAGUAUGUCUAGGUUCUCCAAGAACUGAGUCCAUGGGUUAGAGGGCCAACAAAUCUCCUUAAACCCUGGGUGCGGAGAGCAGAGGGCAGGAGUCAGCUAGGGCCCACUAGACAGCUGUGGCUGUAAUCUAGAUGAUACAGGGGAUUAACAGGCAGAUCAGAAGGACAGGUACUUAGUUACGGUACACCACUCAAAUGCACCCUCUGUUGUUUUCAAUUGUUUUAGGAUCCAAUCCACUUCAAUCACACAGGACUCUUAUAAUCAUAGAAUUCCUUGUAUAUGGUCUAUCAUUUAGAAUGAUGUAAGACAUUCUAUAAUGUAACAAACUUGCAUAGUUGGCAUAUUAUCCUAAAUUUGAGUAAUGUCAUAAUGUAAUCAUAAUGGUUCACUUGGGCUUAUUAGAUGUAUUUUAACUGCACUGGUGGAUGGAUGCCUCUGCAUGCACAAAACCUAGCUCUGAAGAUUAUUUUAGUAGUAUAUCUCAUGAGGUAUUGCUCUAUAAGGCUAUUGACGUAGCACUUCUUCAGAUUAUUUGGUCUAUCAAACGUAAUCAUUUAAGUUCAAAGCCCCAGUCAUUUAGCAUAUUGUCCCUCUCUACUCCAGACUUGGAACCAUUUGAUUGUGUCAGCCUCCAUUUUACCUAUCUCUUAAAAGGUUAUUUUUAUUAAUCCCCUUUAACCAUUUUACUUAAUUGGCGUCAACAUAUAAAGAUUGAUUGGAAAGUUGGGAAAUGAAAGUUGAAUGGAGAGGAGAACCCACUAAUAGAGGUAUGACGUUGGAUUUUAAAUGUGAAGUGAAAAGUUAAGCUACUUCGGUAUUGAUCGAUGCAUGUAGUUCUGUUUCUUUUAAUGACACUUCAUUAAGUUGAGUUGUGCCGGUGGCUGGCAUUGAUCCAAACUGUACUGUAUAUAACACCAGAUUUAUUUGAAAAUCAAACUUGGGCAUAUUCCAAGUUAAACACAUUAGGAGAAACUGAUUUCUGCAAUCCCCAGUGACAUAACAUUCUACGGAGUGGGAGGAGGUCAACCAAAUUCCAAGCUCUUUCAACAUCUCUACUGUACAGUAGAAUAAAUGCAAUACUUGUUAAUGCAAUACUUGUACCUCAAAUGUAAUUGUAAUUGUGAGCAGCAGCUUGUAUGUAUGACAACACAACAGGAAAGCCAAGAAGCUGACACGUUAAUGUGUAUAUUUUAUACUUUAUACUUAAUCUUACAGUAGAGGAGGAUGAACUGAGUGAGUGAUAUACACUGAGCGUACAAAACAAGAACACCUUCCUAAUAUUGAGUUGCACAUUUUGCCCCUCAGAACAGCCUCAAUUUGUCGGGGCAUGGACUCUACAGGGUGUCAAAAGCUUUCCACAGGGAUGCUGGCCCAAUUGUGACUCCAAUGGUUUCCACAGUGUCAAGUUGGCUGGAUGUCCUUUGGGUGGUGGACCGUUCUUGAAACAUACAGGACAGUGUUGAGUGGGAAAACCCCAGCAGCGUUGCAGUUCUUGACACACACCGGUCCGCCUGGCACUUACUACCAUACCCCGUUCAAAGGCACUUAAAUCUUUCGUCUUGCCCAUUCACCCUCUGAAUGGCAAACAUACACAAUUCAUGUCUCAAUAGUCUAAAUUCUUUAGCCUGUCUCCUCCCCUUCAUCUACACAGAUUUAAGUGGAUUUAACAAGUGACAUCUAUAAGGUAUCAUACUUUUCACCUGGAUUCACCUGGUCAGUCUAUGUCAUGUAAAGAGCAGGUGUUCUUAAUGUUUUGUAUACUCAGUGUAUGAGUGCCAAGUCACUUGUCCACAUGCUAUGUCACGUUUAGACCAGCUGGGGGUGUUAUCAUGAAGAGAAUUUGCCAAUGAACUUCUGGUUACUGACAGAAGUAAUCAAAUGCACCAAAAUCAACCAGUAGAAAGCUAUUGGAGAUAUUAGUGGCUCAUGCAAUAAACAAAAACUGUAUUUAGACUGUAGUUAUUGUUUUGAGUUAGGUCAAUUUAAUAACUCUACUCAAUGGGACUAUUUAGAAAUUUAGGCUGAGAUUUAAGCGUCACCCUAUCCCUAGCUUCAUAUCUCAUCCUGGUUCCACUCUAACCCUAGUCUCAACCCUAAUUCUAAUCCUAAACCUAACCCUAGCUUCAUGCCCACACCCCGGCUGAACCCUAACCACUAAUCUUAGCCUGUAACAAUGAGUAAAUGCAAUUCUUGUACCUAAACUGUAAUUGAAAUCUAAUUUAAAUGUAAUUGAGUGCACUAUAAUGACAGCAGCUUGUUAUGAUGUGUCCUUAUGAUAGACUGAGAGGUCUGUACAAGGGAUGGGAGGAUCCUUGCAAGAUCCUGUGAGUGAUUACAUUUCCCAAAGACAGAGGCAAAUAGACAGACAGAGAGACAAGCAAUUUAUUGCAGUUUAUUUCACUUUUGUAUAUUAUCUACUUCAUUUGCUUUGGCAAUGUUAACAUAUGUUUCCCAUGCCAAUAAAGCCCCUUGAACUGAA
Messenger RNA from Salvelinus fontinalis (brook trout), 8318 nucleotides. Its product is annotated as potassium voltage-gated channel subfamily G member 4-like. Gene Ontology annotation, molecular function: protein binding; delayed rectifier potassium channel activity. Gene Ontology annotation, cellular component: membrane; voltage-gated potassium channel complex. The transcript has 3 exons. Gene Ontology annotation, biological process: potassium ion transmembrane transport; protein homooligomerization. Bases 763 to 2391 code for a protein of 542 amino acids. The record is from RefSeq and is a predicted model, not a curated record. NCBI's taxonomy places the organism in Eukaryota, Metazoa, Chordata, Actinopteri, Salmoniformes, Salmonidae.